UUUCAUCAUCCCACUUCUCUGAAUGAUUUGCUUUCUGCAGCCUGAUCUGUAAAGCAUUCUGCAUACACCCCCUCCUGCUAUUUUCUUUUCCUCAAAUGUCAGAGCACUGCCAGAGUAGGGAGACUCAGUAUUGUCUUCUUUCUCCUCCUCUCUCUCUCACACUCCCUGCCCUCCUAUUGCCCCCCUCCCAUGCACGUCCCUCCUUUCCCCUGCAUGAGUUGGAGGUGCACUGAGUUCUGCCGCUACCUUCAGGGUAGGAGCUCAUGUCUCCCCCUUCUACAAGGAUCUAUGAUUUAAGGCAGGGACUGCUUGCAGAAAAGUCAUUCUUUAACAGGUAAAAACAGUUUGUUGAAAUGGAUACUCUACAGCUUGCGCUUGUGUUCCUCUCCAUUGUGGCAUUACAUAUCUGUAUAGCAGAUGAAACGAAUCAGGACUAUACCUGGCACAUAAAGAAAAUACCUCACAUUGUUAGUUCGGAUAUUGUCACUCUCAAAAACCCAUCUUAUGAAGCAGAACUUCAAUUGGAGCUGAAUGGAACAUGUGGGAUAGAAUGCCAGAGGACCUUGCCCCCGCCCAGCCUAGCUGACCUUGAGGAGUACCUUUCCUAUGAGACAGUGUUUGACAACGGCACACGCACAAUGACAAGGGUUAAUGUCCAGGGUUGGCACCCCGAAACUGAAAUGGAAGGCAACAAACCAAAGCACUCUGUGCGCAGAAAGAGACAGAUAUAUGGCACUGACAGUAGGUUCAGUAUAUCUGAUAAGCAAUUCAUGACCAAUUACCCAUUUAGCACAGCAGUCAAACUGUCAACCGGGUGCAGCGGCAUUCUCAUUUCACCAAAGCAUGCUUUAACAGCUGCCCACUGCAUACAUGAUGGCAAGGAUUACAUCAAAAAUGGCAAGAAGCUACGUGUUGGCCUUCUUAAGGUCAGAUCCAAGCGUGGUGGCAAGCGCCGCAAGGGAUCGAAAAGGGCAAAAGAAGAUGAAUCCGAAGAUGCAGACCCUCCAAAGAAAGAUAGAAAACAAAAGAGAAAAUCCAUUCAAAAACGAUCAGCAGCAGCAGAAGAGCUGACAAACAAUCUUUCUGGGAAAGAACGAGGGUCUGGAGCUGGAAAGCCAUCAUUCCAGUGGACAAGAGUGAAGGCCAUUCAGAUCCCCAAAGGAUGGUACAGGGAUGUGUCUCACAACAUGAGUCUUGAUUAUGAUUACGCUGUUCUAGAACUGAAGCGUCCACACAAAAAGAAAUACAUGGAGCUUGGCAUCAGCCCCGAAGCUGAUAAAAUGCCAGGAAGCAGGGUGCACUUUUCAGGUUUUGAUGAAGAUAGGCCAGGGCAGUUGGUGUAUCGUUUCUGUAGAGUCUCAGAGGAGUCUACAGACUUAUUCUAUCAGUAUUGUGAUGCAGAGCCUGGUUCCAGUGGAUCUGGUAUUUACAUCAGGCUUAAGGAACCCAACAAAAAGAAAUGGAGGAGGAAGAUCAUUGCCAUCUAUUCAGGACACCAGUGGGUGGAUGUUAACAAUCAACAGCAGGAUUACAACGUAGCUGUCAGGAUAACUCCACUCAAAUACGCUCAGAUAUGUUACUGGAUACAUGGGAACCAUGCUAGCUGCAAACAAGGCUGACCUGAUUUGGGAGGAAGCCAAAUCCCAUCCAAUCCAAAGAGAAUGGCUUAAAAAUAUUCUGCAACGAGGAAAAGCCAGUGGGAAUUUAAUGCCCAUACACCCAUAAUUACUGUCAUCAUAUACAAACUGCUAGCUGGACCAGAAACAGAAUAUAGUGGCAUAAACAAUUCUAAAAGAAUGUGUGUACAAUUACAUACUGAAUAUAGUUUAAGAUAAUUAAUAAGAAAAAAAGUUUAUGAAAUGUCAUUCCAAAGCAGUUUGGGGUUCCACUGCAACAUGGGGUCCCGAAGGAGUUCUGUAAGUAAACUAAUCAUUUCCAACUUGGCAGUUCCACACUAUCAGCCAAAUUGCAAGUAACAUCUUAUAAUAUAACACUAUUUAGCUGUAAAAAGCAAUAAGGACAUGGGUGAUGGUAAUAUUGUAUCUAAAUUAAAAGCCUAAUCUAGUGUAUAGGCAAGUAAGCUGCUUGCUCCCAUCUCUCAUCUAUGUAGGGUACUGCAGCUUGUGGGAUGGAAGAACAGAUACAAAAAAGCACUGAUAUUACUGUGCACUCUCAGGCAGAGGCCAGGAAACUGUGGCCUAUAAAAGCCUUGCUACAUUUUACAUUUCUUGUGCUUUUCUUAAAAAACUUACUAUACCAUGCAAAACCUAACAGUGUCUGGGAGCUCUAAGCAGUGUUGGGCGGGGAUGCCAGGUGCCCACCAGAAAACCUUAGACCAUAAACUCACUCAAUCAUUUUAGUAUUUUAGUUUCUUUUCUUUACAUACUAUAAUCUAUCCUUCCAUGCCUCUUUGUUCCCAUACAGAAACAGGGAAUAACCAUGAAAUAGGCCAAAUGGUUAGGAACAUGAGGGCCCAUUGACACCUGGGCCUACUGGGAGUUUUCCUGGCCUCCCAGUAGGCCAGUCUGAAAAUGGUUCUAGGACCCACCAGAGUAGCCAACAACAAGGUCCCACUCUCACAACUAUUGGAUGUUGCCAGUGCUACAUGUAGACCUAUGGUGGAAAUACAUAAGGACUGAUGGGAAAUGUCCUUGGCUGGGCCCCGCUAGAAGAUCCUCUAGUACCCUUGCAAGCCAUUCUGGCCCUGGUGUCAAGUAAUAACGCUGUAGAACAGGGUUCCCCAACCAGUGGCUUGUGAGUAACAUGUUGCUCCCCAACCCCUUGAAUGUUGCUCCCAGUGGACUCAAAGCAGGUGCUCAUUUUUGAAUUUCAGAUAAGGAGGCAAGUUUUGGUUGCAUAAAAACCAAGUAUAAUGCCAAACAUAGCCUUCUGUAGUCUGUCAGUCCACAUAAGGAUUAUUAAGUAGCCAAUAAUAGCUUUUAUUUGCACCCCCAGGAACCUUUUCCAUGCUUGCGUUGCUCCCUAACAUUUUUCCAUUUAAAUGUAGCUCACAGGUAUAAAAGGCCGGGGAUCCCUGCUGUAGAAAAUAUCUUAUAGUGGUGUAAAUAUAUCAGGAUGAAACUAUAGAACAGGAAUAACAAUGGAUUUAUCUACUGAACUCGCACAUAGUAAGUGCCUGUACUGAAUAAGUCAUACUUUACCAAUUUAUUACACUUCCAUAAUAAAUAAGCAAUGCUAAAA
Xenopus tropicalis (tropical clawed frog) is the source of this 3201-nucleotide messenger RNA. RefSeq names its product serine protease 35 (gene prss35). The transcript is spliced from 2 exons. Gene Ontology annotation, cellular component: extracellular region. Gene Ontology annotation, molecular function: serine-type endopeptidase activity. Bases 354 to 1619 code for a protein of 421 amino acids. The record is from RefSeq and is a predicted model, not a curated record. NCBI's taxonomy places the organism in Eukaryota, Metazoa, Chordata, Amphibia, Anura, Pipidae. Gene Ontology annotation, biological process: proteolysis.